UCCCUCCGGAGCCUCGCCUACUCCCAGCAUUCAGUGCGGCGCUCUAGCCGCCAUAGUUUGAAUUUGAAAAAGAAAACACCGUGGCGCUGCUUGCGUGUCUGCUGACCCAAGGUAUUGUAGGUGAAGAGAAUGGAAUCUAAUUUGAAUCAAGAUGCAGUGCCUAGACCAUCCUAUGUUUUUAGUGCUGACCCAGUUGAAAGGCCUUCAGAAAUAAAUUUUGAUGGCAUCAAGCUUGAUCUUUCUCGUGAGUUUUCCUUAGUUGCUUCAAACACUGAGGCAAACAGUUUGGAAUCUAAAGGUUAUCUCCAAGUUUGUCUUCGAAUAAGACCUUUUACACAGGCAGAAAAAGAACACGAGUCUGAGGGCUGUGUACAUGUUGUAGAUUCACAGACUGUUUUGCUGAAAGAUCCUCAAAGCACCCUUGGCCGGUUAAGUGAGAAAAGCUCUGGACAGAUGGCACAGAAAUUCACUUUUUCUAAAGUUUUUGGCCCAGAAACUUCACAGAAGGAAUUCUUUCAGGGUUGCAUUACGCAGCCAGUAAAAGACCUCUUGAAAGGACAAAGUCGGCUGAUUUUUACUUAUGGGCUAACCAAUUCAGGAAAAACAUAUACAUUUCAAGGUACAGAGGAAAAUAUUGGUAUUCUGCCUCGAACUUUGAAUGUGUUAUUUGAUAGUCUCCGAGAAAGACUAUAUACAAAGAUGAACCUUAAGCCACAUAGAUCUAGAGAAUUCUUACGCUUAUCACCAGACCAAGAGAAGGAAGAAGGUGCUAGCAAAAGUGCAUUACUUCGACAAAUAAAAGAGGUUGCUGUGCAUAAUGGCAGUUAUGAUACUCUGCAUGGAAUUUCAACAAACUCUUUGAAUGUCUCAGAGUUUGAAGAAUCCAUGAAAGAUUGUGAACAAGCUAGCUUGAAUAUGGAUAAUAAUAUAAAAUUUUCUGUGUGGGUGUCUUUCUUUGAAAUUUACAAUGAAUGUAUUUAUGAUUUGUUUGUCCCUGUAUCAUCUAAGUUCCAAAAGAGGAAAAAUUUGCGGCUUUCCCAAGAUGUAAAGGGCUAUUCUUUUAUAAAAGACCUACAAUGGAUUCAAAUAUCUGAUUCCAAAGAAGCAUAUCGACUUUUAAAAUUAGGAAUAAAACACCAGAGUGUUGCCUUCACGAAACUGAACAACGCUUCCAGUAGAAGUCACAGCAUAUUCACUAUUAGAAUACUGCAAAUUGAAGAUUCUGAAAUAUCUCGUGUACUUCGAGUCAGUGAAUUAUCUUUAUGUGAUCUUGCUGGUUCAGAACGAAGCAUGAAGACACAGAAUGAAGGUGAAAGGUUAAGAGAGACUGGGAACAUCAACACUUCUUUAUUGACUCUGGGAAAGUGUAUUAAUGUUUUAAAGAACAGUGAAAAGUCAAAAUUUCAACAGCAUGUGCCUUUUCGGGAAAGUAAGCUGACUCACUAUUUUCAAAGUUUUUUUAAUGGUAAAGGGAAAAUAUGUAUGAUUGUCAACAUCAGUCAGUGUUGUUUUGCUUAUGAUGAAACACUCAGUGUAUUGAAGUUCUCAGCCAUUGCACAAAAGGUUUGUGUCCCGGAUAAUUUAAAUUCUUCUCAAGAGAAAUCUUUUGGACCGAUCAAAUCAUCUCAAGAUGUAUCAGACAGUAAUUUGGAUAAUAAAAUAUUAAAUGUAAAAAGAACAACACUUUCAUGGGAAAAUAGUCUAGAAGAUUUGGUGGAAGAUGAAGAUGUGGUUGAGGACCUAGAAAAACCUGAAGAAAACCGAAAUAACCAAAUUGGGGAAACAGAACUUAUUGAUGAAGAUCUAGAUAAGACAUUAGAGGAAGAUCAGGAUUUCAUGAGCUGUAAGGAGAACAGAAAACUGUUGGAUUUAAUAGAAGACUUGAAAACAAGAUUAAUUAAUGAAAAAAAAGAAAAGUUAACCCUGGAAUUUAAAAUUCGAGAAGAAGUUACACAGGAGUUUACUCAGUAUUGGGCUCAACGGGAAGCUGAUUUUAAGGAAACACUUCUCCAGGAACGAGAAAUAUUAGAAGAAAAUGCUGAAUGUCGUUUGGCUAUCUUCAAGGAUUUAAUUGACAGAUGUGACACACAAGAUGAACCAACAAAUGGAAUUUGUGCUACAAAAAUUGAAAAUGAAGAUGUAUAUAAUUAUGUAGGAUUCGAAGAUAUUAUUGGUGCUCUUCAACGUGAUGUCACUGAUAUUAAGGAGCAGGCUGAAAUUGCUCACUCUUAUAUUGCAUCUCUUGCUGAUCCCCAGGAAGCUAUUGCUUGUUUGCAACUAAAGUUUAAUCAAGUUAAAACUGAAUUAGCUAAAACCAAAGAAGAAUUAAUUAAAACCAAAGAAGAGUUUAAAAAAAGAGAAAAUGAAUCACAAUCAUUGGUUCAAGAGCUCAAGAUGUCUAAUAAGGACAAAGCUGGUCUAUCUUUAAUAAACAAUAAAUCUACUUUUAAUGAAACUGCUGAAAUUCCUACAGACAGCAAAACUAAAACCUAUUUAGAAAAGAAAAGAGUAAAUGAAAAUGAACUUCAGCAAGAUGAACCACCAACAAAGAAAGGUUUUGUACUUGUUAAUUCACUUAUCACCAAAGAUCAAAAGAAAAGUGAAGAAAUGCGGCAGACCAUUUCAGAAGAUGAGGAUGAUGUUACAGUUUUACAAGAAAAGAAUAAAGAACUUAAAACACUUUUAUUCCUUGCUGAGAAUGAACUUAAAAAUGAAAAGGAGAAGAAAGAAAAAUUAAAUGAACAGAUUGUUUGUUUGCAGCAGCAACUUUCUUGUUCUGAAAAAGAGAGUUUAACUUUACAUGUAGAAGUCCAGCAAAUUCAGGCAAAUUAUGACAGCAUAAAUGCUGAACUAAGUGUGCAGAAAAAUAUAAAUCAAGAACAGGAAGAAAAGAUCAUGAAAUUGUCAGAGGAGUUAGAAGUUGCUACAAAAACCAUCAUAAGCAAUGUUUUACAAAUAAAAUUAAUGCAGGCAAAAAUAGAUGAACUGCGUUCACUUGAUUCAGUUUCUCAUAUCUCAAACAUAGAUUUACUCAAGCUCAGGACCCGGUCAAAUGGCCCUCAGGAAGAGAAUUUGCCAGACACACAUUUAUACCGUGCAAGUAGUAAUGUUUUGGGGAGUAAGCAGGUUAAAGAAUAUCAUGUUCAAGAACUUAGUGGAGAAAGUUCAUUCCACUCUAGUAUUGAAGCCAUUUGGGAAGAAUGUAAGGAAAUUGUGAAGGUCUCCUCCAGAAAAAGUCAACAGAUCCAGGAACUACAACAACAAAUUGAAAAAUUACAGGGAGAAAUAAAAGUUUAUAGGGAUGAAAAUAAUAUACUAAAAGUAAAGCAUAGAGAGGUUGAGAAUCAAGAUAACCUACAAAAAGAAAGAGAAAAUCUUAUACAGCAACUGAAGGAAGAACUGCAAGAGAAAAGUGUUAGUCUUAAUGUUCAAGUACAGCUUGUGGUUGAAGGAAAGAAAGCACUUUCAGAACUUACACAAGAUGUUAAUGGUUAUAAAGCAAAAAUAAAGGAACUUGAAACAAUACUAGAGACUCAGAAAGAUGAAUGUAGUAAUUUGGCCAAGUUAGAGCAAGACAUUUUAGUAAAAGAAUCUGUCAUUUUAAAACUAGAAGAAAAUCUAAAAGAAUUUCAAGCAAAUCUUAAGGAUUCUAUCAAAAACGCCAAAGAUUUAAGUGAAAAAGAAGUUACAUUGAAAGGAGAAGUCACACAGUUAACAAAUAAUUUGCAGGAUCUAAAGCAUUCACUUCAUUUAAAGGAAGAAGAAAAAGAAGCCAGCAGACAAGAAACAGAAAAAUUGAAAGAAGAACUCUCUGCAAGCUCUGCUCUUGCCCAGAGUCUGAAAUCUGAUCUUCAGAGAAAGGAAGAAGACUAUGAUGAGCUGAAAGAGAAACUGACUGAUGCCAAAAAACAGAUUGAGCAAGUACAGAAAGAGGUAUCUGUAAUGCGUGAUGAGGAGAAAUUACUGAGGAGUAAAAUAAAUGAGCUAGAGAAAAAGAAAAACCAGUGUUCUCAGGAAAUAGAUAUGAAACAGCGAACCAUUCAGCAGCUCAAGGAGCAGUUAAGUAAUCAGAAAACAGAAGAAGCUAUACAGCAAUAUGAGAGAGUAUGCAAAGAUCUAAAUGUUAAAGAGAAAAUGAUUAAGGACAUGCGAAUGACACUCGAAGAACAAGAACAAACUCAAAUAGAACAAGAUCAGGUGCUUGAGGCUAAAUUAGAGGAAGCAGAAUGGCUGGCCACAGAAUUAGAAAAAUGGAAGGAAAAAUGCAAAGAUCUGGAAACCAAAAGUAAUUGUAAGUCAAAUAAAGAAUUUGAGGGUGACACGGACGUACUUCAUAAAAAGCUCAGUAAGCUUCAAGAUGAAUUGCAGGAAUGUGAACAGAAAUAUAAAGUUGAUAGAAAGAAAUGGUUAGAAGAAAAAAUGAUGCUUAUCACGCAAGCAAAAGAAGCUGAAAAUCUACGAAACAAAGAGAUGAAAAAAUAUGCUGAAGAUAGGGAGCGUUGUUUAAAUCAACAAAAUGAAGUGGAAAUACUGACAGCACAGUUGGCAGAGAAAAAUAGUGACCUUCAGAAGUGGAGAGAAGAACGAGAUCAGUUGGUUGCUGCUUUAGAAAUACAACUGAAAGCACUGAUCUCCAGUAACAUAGAGAAAGACAAUGAAAUUGAGCAGUUAAGAAAGAGCACGUCAGAGGCUUCUGAUAUAGAAAAAAAAGGAAGUAUGGUCAUGAAGCCCGGACAAACUAGUUCAAAAGAUCCUGCUAGGGUUGAAAAUGAACCUCAAUCAGCAAGUUUUGAAAUUUCCAGGAAUGUAGUGGAGGAUGGAUCAGUGGUUCUUGAUUCUUGUGAAGUGUCAACAGAAAAUGAACAAAGUACUCGAUUUCCAAAACCCGAAUUGGAGAUUCAUUUUACACCUUUACAGCCAAACAAAAUGUCAGUGAAACACCCUGGUUGUACCACACCAGUGACAGUUAAGAUUUCUAAGGCCCGGAAGAGGAAGAGUAGUGAAAUGGAGGAGGACUUGGUCAAAUGUGAAAAUAAGAAGAAUGCUACACCUAGAGCAAAUUCUAAGUUCCCUAUUUCAGAUACUAGACCCUCCUCUGUCAAAAAGGAACAAAAGGUUCCUGCACAUUCAUCAUCGAAGAAAACAUACUCUUUACGGAGUCAGGCGCCCACAGUUAGUGCAAACUCGGCUGCUAAGGAAAAAGAAGGGGCACUACAGAAAUUUGGAGACUUUUUACAACAUUCCCCAGCAAUUCUUCAAUCAAAAGCAAAGAAGAUAAUUGAAGCAAUGAGCUCUUCAAAGCAUUCAACUUUAGAAGCAAGUAAAGAAAAUGUAUCUCAGCCAAAAAGAGCGAAACGGAAAUUAUACACAAAUGAAAUUUCAUCUCCUAUUGAUAUAUCUGGCCAAGUGAUUUUAGUGGACCAGAAAAUGAAGGAAAGUGAUCAUCAGAUUCUCAAACGACGACUUCGAACACGAAUAGCCAAAUAAAUGAUCUUUGAAGAAUGUAAAUUUUAUAUUCAUAACCAUUGUGACUUGCAUCUUGACUUUUUAAAGAUAAUUGUAUAUGUUGAUACAUUAUAUCCUUCUGUACAGAGAAUGCUGUUUUAUACACAGUAUAAUUUUGAUUGAGUAAAUAAAUCAACAAUAAAUUUCCUUGUAUACUUUUUUA
This is a messenger RNA of Chinchilla lanigera (long-tailed chinchilla), 5668 nucleotides long. It is a transcript of the gene Kif20b, whose product is annotated as kinesin family member 20B. Gene Ontology annotation, molecular function: ATP binding; plus-end-directed microtubule motor activity; microtubule binding. The record is from RefSeq and is a predicted model, not a curated record. Gene Ontology annotation, cellular component: nucleus; spindle microtubule. The transcript is spliced from 32 exons. Gene Ontology annotation, biological process: mitotic spindle assembly; microtubule-based movement. NCBI's taxonomy places the organism in Eukaryota, Metazoa, Chordata, Mammalia, Rodentia, Chinchillidae. The coding region runs from base 130 to 5487 and encodes 1785 amino acids.